UUUUUUUUUCUUUGGCUAUAAAAGAAAUUCAAUUAACUUUCCUGUUUUAGUUGUUAUGCACAGAUGAUUCUAUAUUUAUCAGGCUUAUGAAUGGCUAGCUAGUUAUGGCAAUUAGAUGAUCUAAAAUAUUUACCAAAUAAAUUUGAUGGCUGCUAACAAAGCCAUAUUAGUCGUUGCAUCAGUAUAACCAUCAAUAUCCACCCCCUAUCCUCUCUCUCUUUUCUCUCAACUUUCCUCUAUAAAGAACCCUAAACCACCAUUUCUUCACAGAAAAAAAAAAACCCAAAAAACUAGAAAUAAAAUAAAACCUUCCUCUUAUCUUCUCUCUGCGUUUCGCUCCCCUUUCCCUCUCUUAGUAACAGUCGUACGUUUUCAGGUCUAGCAGAACGAAAAAGCCAAGAAGAAAAUUGUUUUGAUUUUAGGCCUCUCUCGGUUGUCACACAAGAGAAAAUCUGAUUUUUGUCAUAUAUAAUGGGAUUUCUCCAUAAGCUAUGGGACGAAACGCUUGCUGGCCCCAUGCCGGACAGUGGGCUUGGCAAACUUCGAAAGUAUGAUUCAUUCUCUGUACGAUCAUCACCUCCUGUUGAUGCCGCUGCAGCUAAUAGCAUUGAGGACAUGAACAUAACUCGGAGCAUUACUAUUGUUAGGACAAACAGUUCCAAAUGUUUGAGGAACAUUUCUGUUAAUUCUUGUUCCGCUCCUGAGUCGCCUGCUACCCCUAGCACUCCUACGACACCUCUGACACCUGGGAUCACAGGGACACCACGCGGGGAUUUCAGGAGAAUAACGACGAGAAAAUCGGCAGAUGAAGCAUUAGAAAGCGGCGAGCCUAGAAGUCUGACUAUUUAUGAUUGGAUAGUGAUAAAUGCUUUGGAUCAUUGAGAGAGGAAGUGACCAUUUUUCUCGAUGUCAAUCGGCACCAAUAUUAAGCAUAAAGAAACCUUCAUGGAAUGUAUAUGUGUAUAUAACCCAAUCUGGAAAGAAAUUAUUGUAAAUAUAUAAGACGGUUCUCAAUAAUCACAGAAGGAACCACCACUGCUUCGAUCUUGGAGUUUCCUGGAGAUGAUGGAGUCGGAAAACAGGAUAUCUGAUGAUUCAAGCGACCUGGUUUCACCACAACCUUGCUCAUUUCAGAAUGUUCAUUAUUUUUCCCUUUUCUUCCAUGGUUUUGUAAUCUGGUUUUGUCCUUGUGUGUGUGUAUAUAUAUAUAUAUAUAUAUAUAUGAAUUCUGUAUAUUGGCCUCUGAUACAUCACCGAAACUUAUCGAAGCACUGACAAAUAAUUUCA
Molecule: messenger RNA, 1287 nt
Organism: Populus euphratica (Euphrates poplar)
Lineage: Eukaryota; Viridiplantae; Streptophyta; Magnoliopsida; Malpighiales; Salicaceae
Product: auxin-repressed 12.5 kDa protein-like
Exons: 3
Coding region: 472-882 (136 amino acids)
Source: RefSeq, a predicted model, not a curated record